AUGGCCUUGAUUGCCAGUAUUGCUGACGGUGUUGCAUACCCAGGAGGGAAGCGCGACGAAGCAGGUGAAGUCCUCGUCCUUGUACGGAUGCUGUCGCGUAUCCGGGGUGGUUUACACGAGGUGCCAUGA
Messenger RNA from Aspergillus nidulans FGSC A4, 129 nucleotides. RefSeq lists its product as uncharacterized. The record is from RefSeq and is a predicted model, not a curated record. The transcript is spliced from 4 exons. The coding region runs from base 1 to 129 and encodes 42 amino acids. Lineage: Eukaryota; Fungi; Ascomycota; Eurotiomycetes; Eurotiales; Aspergillaceae.